GAACCGUGAUCGACCAAUUCAAGAGCUUGCAGUACACUGUAGUGUAGUAGUAUGUCGAAGCAAUAAAGCAACCUGAAGGCACUUUUACGCGGGGAUGUUGCUCUUGGCGGGGCGUUUGCAUUACGCGGCUGACUCGCCUGAACCUUCCUGGCCCCAACGCCCCCGUCUUUUAUCUUCAUUCUCCGCCUGCAGCAGCGUUUGGUGUGCUAGGACCUCCUCACGACAUUCGCUUGUGCUUCCUGUAUGCAGUACACCCGGAUGCGUGAUCGCGAUCAACCAGCGUUUGCUCUUGGAGUCUACUUGGCAAGUGUCACCUCCGUUUCAAGCGCAUGGACGUUGUCUAUCCCCUCUCCUUGCCAAGCACUCUCCCGGUUCCAGCGACAGCAGGCCGGCCCAGGCAUUCUCCAAGGCGAGAAUGCCUCCCAUUAGUUCGAGGACCGAAGUCGUCCAGAUGAUCUAUAUAGUACCAUCUGCAGUAUCCUCCGUUUCCGCUUCCCUUUUCUGUCUGCCUCGUGAGCUGUGCUCGUUCGUCCUUUUGUCGGAUAUCUUGAGGGUUCCCUUUCUCUUGCUGUGCUCCCUAUUUUUCAUUUCUUUCGCUGGUCGUCGCCGCUGGUCGCCUUACGUUAUUACUACUUAAUCCUUUCCCUCGGACACACACGAUCCAUCUCUUUUGCCCAAGAUGGUGAAGUAUGCCUUUGUUGCUUUUGCCGGAAUGGCCGCGGCACUGCCGCUGAAUAUCAACCUCGGGGCCUACUCUCCGGCCCUCGUUGUCGGUGAUGGUGAAAUCAGCUUUGGAGGCGCAGCAGCAAACACGGGUGCGGGUGCGGGUGCGGGUGCGGGUGC
Messenger RNA from Chaetomium strumarium, 843 nucleotides. RefSeq lists its product as uncharacterized. Bases 95 to 637 code for a protein of 180 amino acids. The transcript has 3 exons. Lineage: Eukaryota; Fungi; Ascomycota; Sordariomycetes; Sordariales; Chaetomiaceae. The record is from RefSeq and is a predicted model, not a curated record.